Molecule: messenger RNA, 1017 nt
Organism: Porites lobata
Lineage: Eukaryota; Metazoa; Cnidaria; Anthozoa; Scleractinia; Poritidae
Source: the annotation of a GenBank genome assembly
AUGUACCUUAACUUCACAGCUUCCAUCCCAGACAAUGCCACCCAAACGUCAAGCUUCUUAGCGACAGGAAACAGCCAGCGUGAAAUCAUUUUUAAAGUUUUCUUGACAAGAAGUGUCCUGGCUAUUCCGCUGGCGUUAAUUACAUCGUUUUCAAACGGGCUGGUAUUAUAUCUGUUCUACAAAGAUCCAAAGAAAUGCAUCCGUUCAUCCCCCACAAGUCUUCUGGUUGCCAGCUUGGCUCUAGUAGACUUCUUGGUUGGCUGUGCCUUGGAACCAACUGAUGUGUAUUACAACUGGUCGAUAGCUUUUGGAAAGAAGCCCCAGAUUGAUCGAAAGGACAUGCAGAGUGCAUCGGCCUUUCUCAUCCUUUGCUCUAUUUUGCUUCUGAUGUUGAUCACAUUUGACCGUUACACUGCAGUAUCCCAACCGAUCAAGUAUGCUCACAGAAUAACCAAGAAGAGAGUUUAUACCAGCGUGAUUUUCGUCUUCAUCUAUUGCACAACACUCAUCUUUGCUGUAAGAAGAUGGCUGGAACGUUACAGAAACGAACUGUUUUGUGGUCAUGUAGAUCUGGUCCUGAUUGUUACCACUGCUCUAUUUGGAGGUAUAAUUAUAUCUCUUCGAAAACAAACUCGAAAGCUGAAAAGACUUAGUGUAAGCUCCGAUGAUGUUUUCGUCGUGCAAGCAAGUGAGCGAGAAAGAAAAGUCACACUAACACUGUCUGUUAUGCUGGUAACAUUUUUGGCUUGUACAAUGCCGUGGUUUAUAAUGAUGCAGGUUUUUGAUUACUGUGCAAUUUGCCGAGAGAAAUGGUGGGUAAUGAGACUUCUAUUCAUUUUGGUUCAAGCAAACUGUGCUAUUAAUCCAUUCAUUUGCACUCUUCGGUUACCACGUUAUAAAGCGGGGCUUAAAAUGGCUUUAUCGCAAACAGCUUGUUACCGGCGUGCUUCUCCUUCAGCCUGGCAAGGACUUCAAGCUCACAGACUUAGAAAGCGUAGAUCAAGUAGUUACACCCCU